AUGCGUCACUUUCGCUCGCUGCUGAAGCCCUCGCGGCCGUGGAUGGCCGCGGCCGUGCUGCCCGCCGCGCUGGGGGCGUCGUACCUGGCGCAGCAGCAGGAGUCGAGCCGCUGCAAGGCCGCCGCCAUCCCCACGUCCGAGUUCCUGUACCAGCCGCUGUCGCAGGACAAGGUGCCCAAGAGCAGCAUCGAGUUCGACACCAAGGCGCCGCUGCCCAAGCGCAUGGAGGCGCUGAUCAUGCGCGUGCAGGACGAGAUCUGCGCCGGCAUCGAGGCUGUAGACGGCAAGAAGUUCCGCGAGGACAAGUGGGAGCGCGAGGGCCACGGCGGCGGCGGCCGCAGCCGCAUCCUGCAGGACGGCAACGUCUUCGAGAAGGCUGGCGUGGGCGUCUCCAUCAUCCACGGCAAGCUGCCGCCUGCUGCUGUGAAGCAGAUGACGGCGAGGGGAAAGGACCUCAAGGAGGGCGCCGAGCUGCCCUUCUACGCCUGCGGCGUGAGCCUCGUCAUGCACCCGCACAACCCCAUGGCGCCCACGAUCCACCUCAACUACCGCUACUUCGAGGUGGAGACCGGGUACCUGGACAAGGACGGUAAGCCCAAGAAGAUCGGAUGGUUCGGCGGAGGCGCCGACUUGACGCCCAGCUACCUCUUCGAGGAGGACGCGCGCCACUUCCACGCCGUGUACAAGACGCAGCUGGACAAGCGCGACCCUGCCAUCUACCCCAAGUGGAAGAAGGCCUGCGACGAGUACUUCCACAUCCCGCACCGUCAGGAGGGACGCGGCAUCGGCGGCUUCUUCUUCGAUGACCUCACGGACACGUCCGAGGAGAACUUCCAGAUGAUCCGCAGCUGCGCCAACUCCAUGCUGGACGCCUACCUGCCGAUCAUCAAGAAGCGCAAGGACAUGCCCUUCACCAAGCAGCAGAAGGAGUGGCAGCAGAUCCGCCGUGGCCGCUACGUCGAGUUCAACAUCAUGUACGACCGCGGCACCAAGUUCGGUCUGCUGACUCCUGGAUCUCGCGUCGAGUCGAUCCUCAUGUCGCUCCCGCUGACUGCGCGUUGGGAGUACAUGAACAAACCUGCGCCCGGAUCGUGGGAGGAGAAGACCCUCGACGUGCUCAAGAACCCCGUCGACUGGCUGGACGUGCCUGCUGUUGACCUGGAGGCGCUCUCAACGGGUGACCUGCUCAAGGAGCUUGCCAGAAGGAGCGAAUAAGUAGCUCAACCAAGCCCGGAAUACUGGUCUGAUCAUUCUUUACAGUGUGCAUGCAUGUACGUAAGAAUCAAACCGACACAAAUACAAAGCUCAAGAAU
This is a messenger RNA of Phytophthora sojae, 1313 nucleotides long. RefSeq lists its product as hypothetical. NCBI's taxonomy places the organism in Eukaryota, Oomycota, Peronosporomycetes, Peronosporales, Peronosporaceae. The transcript has a single exon. Gene Ontology annotation, molecular function: coproporphyrinogen oxidase activity. The coding region runs from base 1 to 1215 and encodes 404 amino acids. Gene Ontology annotation, cellular component: cytoplasm. The record is from RefSeq and is a predicted model, not a curated record.